Molecule: messenger RNA, 1967 nt
Organism: Sphaeramia orbicularis (orbiculate cardinalfish)
Lineage: Eukaryota; Metazoa; Chordata; Actinopteri; Kurtiformes; Apogonidae
Product: zinc finger protein 16
Exons: 2
Coding region: 170-1372 (400 amino acids)
Biological process (GO): embryo development; regulation of transcription by RNA polymerase II
Cellular component (GO): nucleus
Molecular function (GO): RNA polymerase II transcription regulatory region sequence-specific DNA binding; DNA-binding transcription factor activity, RNA polymerase II-specific
Source: RefSeq, a predicted model, not a curated record
GUGACCACCACAGUUUCCUGUUACUAUUGUAUUAUAUUUCCAUGUUUUUCACCUGAAACAGCGGCUGCAAUGUAAAGUCAAAGGUCGGGGCCGUGUCUGUCGUGAGUUUUGUCCCUCAUAUAAAGUAUAUUUAAGCGCUGCCACGUCGCUAGAGCCAGCGGGCGGAGACAUGGCCAACUGUGUGGCUUUCCAGAGUAAGUUAACCUCCAUCAUGGAGAUGCUAGCUAAAGCCGCCGUGUUGGAAAUCAGUAAACUGUGGGAGGACGGCUUCGCACUGGUCCAGGUCGAGCUGCGGCGGAGGGAGAGCGAGAUUGAAGCUCUGAACAGAAAGUUAAUGCUGAUGGAAAACGAACGGCUGACGGUCCUGUCUCAGGCUCAAACUCCAAAUCUGUCCCCGGGUGCUCCUUCCAAGAGGGAGCCUCAGAAGAAGGUACUGCCGCUCACCGGCGACGGGCCUGUUAUAAACUCAGUCCAGACUCUGUCUUCUGAGCCGAGCGUCCGAGAAAAGGCCGACGCCCCAGCUGGUCACCAAACCCUGCCUGUUCCUGUGGAGGAGAACCAAGAGGAGCCGCUGAAGCCAGAUCAGUGUGACGCCGACAGCAGAGACGACGACGAGGACUUCAUAGUGAAGCUGGAGGAAGAGGACGACGUCCAGAUCGUGGAGCAGGUUCUGGACUCUGAGCCCGGCGCCAACGAUGGAGUCUGUCAUCAGCACGAGAUGGACCUGACCCACCCCCCAGCCGCCGAGGGGGAGGAGCCAGAAAGCCAGCCGUGGUCUUUGGUGUCGGUAGGAGACAGCGACACAGCCGACGACUCCGACUGCUUUUUCGAACCCAAGAACUUACCACAGAAUCUGGACUCGGAGAUCCUGCUCAUUCAGAACGCCCUUGACAUCAUCGAUAAUUCUGCAGGCGAAACGGCCCAGUCAGACAGAUUCACGAGGGACAGUGGGACGCUACAAGGUGCAUCGAGUAAAACCAGGGCUCCUGGGACGUUCGGUCAAGCGCAGCCCUGUCAACCUAUAGAAUCAAUACAUCCAGAGAGAGGAGUGGCCAUAAGGUUCCAGUCAGAGAAACAACAUCAGACUAAUAAAAACACAGCCGCUUUCAACCCAGACAGCAGAUUCUUCCUGUUUAAUGACAAUGACUUGCAUAAAAGCGUAGCGAGUCGACGCAUCAAGGAGAAGUGGUUCAUCUGCCCGUUCUGUGGGAAGAGCUUCGAUCGUGUCAGCCAUCUGGAGAUCCACCAGCGAAUUCACACCGGAGAGAAACCAUACACUUGUGAUACAUGUGGCAAGUGCUUUUCUCAGAGGAGUAACCUUCGCACUCACCAACGGACUCACAAAGAGGUUUUAGCCCAAAAUCCUGUUUGAUUCAACAGGAUUUUUACUUUAUCGCCAGCAUCUCUGCCUAGAUUAACAGACAAAAUACUUUUGUAUUUUGGUAAGACUGACAAAUAAUGUAGCUGACUGAUUUUACUGUGCACAUUUUUUACCCCUAACAUGCAGCAGAUUGGGUUGAAAUACUAGAUUUGUAUUUGUUACUUAGGAACUGUUUCAUCCAUCCACUUUAUAUAAACAGUAGGAACGUCCAGCUGACAUCCAAUCACAGAUAUUUAUAUGUCAGAUAAUGGCCCUCAUGCAGCAACUCAGUCUUGUCAUUUUCUGUUAAAGCUCCAGUGCGUAUGAUUGAAGGGGAUUUGUUGGGGUCUGGUGGAAAAUAUUCAGGAUUAUGUUUUCAUUAGAAUAUAAGCAUGUGAAAAUGAGAAUUGUUAUCCUUACCUCAGAAUAAGUUUAGUAGUAGUAUAAGUUUAUUCCUGCAGAGCUGGUCGCCAUUCACAACUAACUACAGAUGCAACAAAAACAAGUGUUCAGAGAACGCAAACCUCCGCCAAGCACCCCGAAUGCUGUGCAUGUGUGGAUCGACUAUUUGUUUUUAAAUUCAACAGUUUCCAGGUUGUUCCAUACA